Haliotis rubra (blacklip abalone) is the source of this 390-nucleotide messenger RNA. RefSeq lists its product as uncharacterized. The transcript has a single exon. Lineage: Eukaryota; Metazoa; Mollusca; Gastropoda; Lepetellida; Haliotidae. Bases 1 to 390 code for a protein of 129 amino acids. The record is from RefSeq and is a predicted model, not a curated record.
AUGAUUGACAAGUUUAAUGUCAUGAAGGGCGACAUGAUUGACAAGUUUAAUGUCAUGAAGGGCGACAUGAUUGACAAGUUUAAUGUCAUGAAGGGCGACAUGAUUGACAAGUUUAAUGUCGUGAAGGGCGACAUGAUUGACAAGUUUAAUGUCGUGAAGGGCGACAUGAUUGACAAGUUUAAUGUCAUGAAGGGCGACAUGAUUGACAAGUUUAAUGUUAUGAAGGGCGACAUGAUUGACAAGUUUAAUGUCAUGAAGGGCGACAUGAUUGAUAAGUUUAAUGUCAUGAAGGGCGACAUGAUUGACAAGUUUAAUGUCAUGAAGGGCGACAUGAUUGAUGUCAUGAAGAGUCUUCCUAGCAGUGUUUUUGUUUUCUUGCACCUGUAUUAA